AUGUCAUUCAGAGAGAGCCAGCUGACAGCUACGCUGCUGACCUCCAUAGUGGCUGCAGUGUUCGGGUCCCUCCAGAUCGGAUACCACACAGGGAAUGUUAAUGCUCCAGCCAGGAUCAUAGAAGAGUUCUUCAAUGUUACAUGGAGAUCACGGCACAAUCAGUCCAUGCCAGACCACAGCCUUACCUUUCUAUGGUCCCUUUCUGUCAGUAUUAAGGAUUUUGGAGCUCUGCUGGGAUCACUAGGGGUUAAAGGCCUAGCAGAUUCCUUUGGCAGGAGGAAUGCUAUCCUGAUAGUGAAUGCAUUGUCCAUAGUGGGUGCUGGCUUGAUGUUUGCCAGCAAGGCUACUCAAUCCUUUGAGGUGCUCAUUGUGGGCAGGUUGAUCUUCGGGCUCUUCUGCGGGCUUGUGAUGAGCCUGAACCCUCUAUAUAUUCAGGGAGUCUCCCCCACUGACCUACGUGGUGCUUUUGCGACUUUGAAUCAAGUCUCUUUUGCGUCUGGCAUUCUUCUGGGCAUGGUAGUGGGUUUGGAAACAGUGCUUGGCACAGAGAAGCACUGGGCUAUGAUGCUCUCUCUGUCCCUCAUUCCAGCCACACUGCAGUAUCUGACCCUUCCAUUCUGCCCAGAGAGCCCACGCUACCUUUUUAUUAACAGGGGCAAAGAGAGAGAAGCAGAGGCGGCUUUGCAAAGGUUACGUGGAAGACGAGACAAAGUAAUCCAUGAGCUGGAGGAAAUGAAGGAGGAGGCUGCACACAGUGAAACGGGGGUGACGGUCAGAGAAUUCCUCAUGAAGCGUCGCUACAGACAACCCAUAAUCCUUGUUCUCAUCAUAAACCUGGGCAGCCAGUUAUCAGGGUUCAAUGCGAUAAUAAAUUAUUCAACUAAAAUGUUCUCCAAGUCGAGAUUUGAAGAGGCAAAAUAUCUGACGAUUGGAGUUGGGGCAGUCAAUGUUGCAUUCACCAUAGUAGCAUUCUUCCUGGUGGAAAGAGCAGGGCGCAGGAAGUUGCUCCUCACUGGCUUCCUGUCACUUGCUGCGUGUAACCUGCUAAUGACCAUCACAGAUGCUAUAUUGCCAUUUGUGCCAGAUAUCCGCAACGUCCAGGUUCUGGUCGUCUUUUUCCUUAUUUCGGCCUAUGAGGUUGGACCGGGGCCCAUUUCUUGGUUUAUCGCUGCAGAGCUUUUCGACCAGUCAGCUCGUCCCAUUGCUAUGGCUUUCACCAGUAUGCUAAACUGGGGUGGAAAAUUUCUGUUGGCCCUUCUCUUCCCACCACUACUGAAAUUUUGUGGGCCCUAUGUCUACCUCCUCUUCAUGACAAUGGCCAUAGUGGCAUUCACCUAUACAAUGAUUCGCCUUCCUGAAACCAAAGGACGCACAUUUGACGACAUUGCAGCAGAAUUCCGUGGGGCUGAGGGCAUUCCCCUGCACAACAAGACAAGCUUUAAUACAUUCACUUGA
Chanos chanos (milkfish) is the source of this 1455-nucleotide messenger RNA. It is a transcript of the gene slc2a1c, whose product is annotated as solute carrier family 2 member 1c. Gene Ontology annotation, biological process: dehydroascorbic acid transport. NCBI's taxonomy places the organism in Eukaryota, Metazoa, Chordata, Actinopteri, Gonorynchiformes, Chanidae. Bases 1 to 1455 code for a protein of 484 amino acids. The record is from RefSeq and is a predicted model, not a curated record. Gene Ontology annotation, cellular component: plasma membrane. The transcript is spliced from 10 exons. Gene Ontology annotation, molecular function: D-glucose transmembrane transporter activity.